Molecule: messenger RNA, 2965 nt
Organism: Hipposideros armiger (great roundleaf bat)
Lineage: Eukaryota; Metazoa; Chordata; Mammalia; Chiroptera; Hipposideridae
Gene: IL12RB1
Product: interleukin 12 receptor subunit beta 1
Exons: 17
Coding region: 13-2271 (752 amino acids)
Biological process (GO): cytokine-mediated signaling pathway; immunoglobulin mediated immune response
Cellular component (GO): external side of plasma membrane
Molecular function (GO): cytokine receptor activity; protein binding
Source: RefSeq, a predicted model, not a curated record
CUGUGCCUUCUGAUGGUCUUUUUUGCUCAGCUUCAACGUGUUCUGAGGCACUUGAAACCUCACUGGCAGCUCAGAAGCUUGUCUGGGGCCACAGGCCUUGGCAUGGACCUAACGGGGCAGCCAGUGGCCAGGCUGGUCCCUCUCCUCCUCCUCCUGCUCCCUGAGAAGGGCGCUGAAGCCUGUGGUACCAGCAGGUGCUGUUUUCAGGACCCGCCAUAUCAGGAUGCAGACUCAGGAUCUCCUCCAGGCUCAGCCUCGGGCCCCAGAGACCUGAACUGCUACCGGAUUUUUGGUGCCGAUUAUGAAUGCUCCUGGGAGUAUGAGGGCCCUGCAGCUGGGGUCAGCCACUUCUUGAGGUGCUGCCUCGGGCCUAGGCGCUGCUGCUACUUCGCUGCAGGCUCAGCCACCAAGCUGCAGUUCUCUGACCAGGAUGGUGUAUCUGUGCUCUAUAAUGUCACAUUCUGGGUGGAAUCCUGGGCUACCAACCGGACGGAGAAGUCACCCGAGGUUACCCUGAAGCUCUACAGCUCUGUUAAAUAUGAUCCUCCGCCAGGAGCCAUCAAAGUGUCAAGGUCAGCAAGGCAGCUGCGCAUGGAGUGGGAGACCCCAGCCCGUCAGGAUGACGCCGAGGUGCAGUUCCGGCACCGGACACCUGGAAGCCCAUGGAAGUUGGGCGACUGCGGACAUCAGGAUGGUGCUGGCUUCGAGUCAUGCCUCUGCCCCCUGGAGAGAGACACAGCCCAGGAAUUCCAGCUACGGCGACGACGGCGGUGGCUUGGGCCCAGGCCAGGGACCCCAGGAGACCCCUGGAGCAGCUGGAGCAGCUCUGUGUGUGUUCCCCCUGAAACCCCCCCACAACCUGAGGUGAGGUUCUCGGUGGAUCCACUUGGCUCAGAUGGGAGGAGGCGAGUGACCCUGCAUGGGCAGCUGCCCCAGCUCCAACUUCCAGAAGGCUGCCGUGGGCCCAAGUCUGGCGCAGAGGUGACCUACUACCUCCACCUGCACAUGCUAUCCUGCCCGUGUAAGGCCCAGGCCAAAAGAACCCUGCGCUGGAAGAAAACGCUUGACCUCUCGGGUGCUGCUUACGACCUGGCUAUCAUCUCCUGUGAUCGCUUCGGCCCAGGCCCCAACCAGUCAUGGCACAUUCCUGCCCACACGCACAAAGAACUAGGAGCUCUGAAUAUCAGUGUCAGGGCCAAUGGGACCACUAUGAGUUGGCCAGCCCCAGCCCCACACCUGACGUACUGCAUCGAGUGGCAGCCCCAGGGCCAGGACGGGAGCCCUGCUACCUGCACCCUAACUAUGUCCGAAGACUGGAACCCUGCUCGAAUUGCAACCCACCACUGGAGCCAAGUAUCUGGGGCAAUGUGGCAGAAGACAUGUUACCGCAUCACCGUCUUUGCCUCUGCACGCCCAGAGAAGCUCACCUCAUGGUCCACCGUCUUGUCUACUUACCACUUUGUGGGAAAUGCCUCGGUGGCAGGGAGCCCACAGCACAUGUCGGUAAAGAUACUUGGCCUGAACUCGGUCUCUGUGGACUGGAUGCCAUCCCUGCUGAGCACCUGCCCCGGCAUCCUGAAGGAGUAUGUCAUUCGCCACCGAAAUGAGGACAGCGACCAGGUAUCUGAGCUGCCCGUGAAUUCCACAGAGACCCAGGUCAUCCUUGGUGGCUUACAGGCUGGCGCAGCCUACUGCGUGCAGGUGCGAGCAGACACGGCAACACUGAAGGGUGCCUGGAGCCAGCCCCAGCACUUCCGCAUGGAAGUCCAGGUUUUCGAGUUGUCCGAUUUGUCCAUUUUCCUCGCAUCUCUGGGGAGCUUCCUGACCAUUCUUCUCCUGGGCGUCCUUGUGUAUCUCAGCCUGAACAGGGCCUUUCGGCACCUGUGCCCACCACUGCCCACGCCCUGUGCCAGCACUGCUAUUGAGUUCCCUGGAAGCCAGGGGAAGCAGGCUUGGCAGUGGACCAGCUCAGCAGACUUCCUGGAGGAGGAGGAGGAAGAAGCCCUGGUGGUGACCAUGCCCUGGGACAAAGGCAAGGGGCCUGACCUGGACACACCUGGGUCUCUCAAGGACAAGAUGGAGCUGCCUCCGAGUGCCCCUGAGCCAGCCAUAGACACAGAGCUGCCCUUGGAGGAGAGGAGACAGGUGCAAGGAUACCCUGAGGCGGGGGCUCUGUGGCCUAGGGAGCAGGACAGUCUGGAGGGCAGCCCUGCCCAGGCAGCUGGACUGCCACUGCUCCUGGAAGACCUAAUGCAGAGCCCCAGGUCCUGAGGGAGAAAAGGGAAUGUCCACCUCAUCUUAUGGACAGGAAGACUGACGAUCGCAAUUAUGGUGACUGGUGAUUAUGUGCUGAUUGCACACCUAGCCUGUUCCAUGCAGUCUCUCACAUGAUGUCUGAGGUACAUGGAUAUCCUAUUUUACAGAUGUGACCACUGAAGUGCAGAGAGGGUGAGUGGCUCGCCUGAAGCCACACAGCACAGGGGGAGUUAAACUCCGGCCAAGUGACCCAGAUCCCAUUUCUACCUCCCAGCCUCUGCCACCAUUGCACCCCCCCACCCCCCCGCCACUUUGUCCAGUACCUGUUGCAAUAUGACCUGUGAGGGGAAUCUUAGAAACCGCCAUGAAACAGAAGCUGCUACAAUACAUCAGGCUGGGCCUGACAUCUUGGGCAGGGACAGGCACCGUCAUUGGCCUGUUGGGGUGAGGCUAAGCUGAUCCCAGAACCCUGGGCUGGGUGUUCUGUCCCAGCAGCACUGGAAUGGGGAGUCUGGGAGCUCUCCCCUACACUGCAGGGUUUCCAGGCUUAGAUGAUCUAGGGCUGUAACAUUCCUGGGGAGAUGAACGCCUCUCCCCAGCCUCAGUCUCCUCCCCUGUAAGAUGCAGGUGAUAAUGUUGACUCCUCAUAGAGCUGUUAGGGGGUCUAAGCCUUAAUAAAUGAGCCUUCUCUUUGGUGUCUUUUCCCUGG